AUGAUAACAAAAGCUUGGUCAGCUGCCAAGGAGUCAAACAUGGCCAAAGACGAGGUAAACGAUGUAUUGUAUCAUUUGUGCAUGACAGCAAAGGGUAAUCUUCAGAGAAAUAUGCCUAAAGAGGUUAGGAUACUCAAGUAUCUUCUUACAAUUGAAGAUCCUGAAGAGAGAAUGUGUGCCCUAAAAGAUGCUUUCACCCCUGGAGAAGAACUUGAAGGGAAGGAUGUAGACUGCCUAUACACCACACCAGAACAUCUGCACACCUGGAUUAAAAUGGUGCUGGAUGCUUACCAUUUCAGCAGAGAAGGCACUCUUAUUAAGGAAGCUAGGGAUUUGAUGAACCCAAAAAUCAUCCAAAAACUGGAAGAGUUGAAGAAAUUAGUCCAAGAUAACUUCAUGUAA
Molecule: messenger RNA, 402 nt
Organism: Ilex paraguariensis (yerba mate)
Lineage: Eukaryota; Viridiplantae; Streptophyta; Magnoliopsida; Aquifoliales; Aquifoliaceae
Source: the annotation of a GenBank genome assembly